Molecule: messenger RNA, 1476 nt
Organism: Dunckerocampus dactyliophorus (ringed pipefish)
Lineage: Eukaryota; Metazoa; Chordata; Actinopteri; Syngnathiformes; Syngnathidae
Gene: dlx4b
Product: distal-less homeobox 4b
Exons: 3
Coding region: 325-1122 (265 amino acids)
Biological process (GO): cell differentiation; negative regulation of transcription by RNA polymerase II; embryo development
Molecular function (GO): RNA polymerase II cis-regulatory region sequence-specific DNA binding; DNA-binding transcription factor activity, RNA polymerase II-specific
Source: RefSeq, a predicted model, not a curated record
GCACAGCUUGUGCCACAUAAUGAGGUGACAGUUUGCCGCUGAAGGCCAAUCACGAGAGAGAGAGAGAGAGAGGGCUUGCAGACAGAAGACAUGCAGUGUGUUGAAGCUCUGCGAGCAGGAGGUGUUGGACGAGCCAUGUCAAAUCCUCUCUUGAUGUUUGCUUCUUUGCUUUUAUCAGAUUUUUUUUGGAGCCUCCAGCUGUUGUGGAUAUGUAACGGAGAUUUAAAGAGAACAUCUGUCCUUUUGAGUGUGGAUUUAGUGCAAGUUCUCCUCACAGCCCGACAGAACUCAUGAAAGCAUCUUCUUCAUUGUGUGGACGCGCACAUGAUGUCUAUGGCUCUCAUGCCUGACACUUUCAAUGGCCCAGCAGACCCGUCCAAAUCGGCGUUUCUAGAGUUCGGACACGGACAUCCGGCUCACCAGCAGCGCGCCCCUGGGCUUCCUCAUCACAUUUACCCCGUGCACGGCUUGCACACUGCCGGCCAUUCACAGCACGACGGCUCCUUCCCGGCCAGCGCGUCCUAUGGCCGCUCCUUGGGUUACGCCUACCCCGGCGCCGUGAAUCCUCAUCCCUCGUCUGCUUACAUGCCCUACCAGCACAACAACAGCAGCCCCAGCAGCAGCAGCAGCAGUUUGAGCCUCCACGGCCGAUUAGAGCACGCAGAUCACGACAAGUCAACUGGGCUUGAAAACAGGGACGUUCGUUUAAAUGGCAAAGGGAAGAAAAUCCGCAAACCCCGAACCAUCUACUCUAGUCUGCAGCUGCAAGCUCUGCACCAGCGCUUCCAGCAGACCCAGUACUUGGCCCUCCCUGAGCGCGCAGACCUGGCGGCCAAAUUGGGUCUCACUCAGACCCAGGUGAAAAUCUGGUUUCAAAACAAACGCUCCAAGUAUAAAAAGAUCAUGAAGCAUGGAAGCGGACCAGAGGGGGAACACCUAAGCAGCACCAGCUCAGCCUCCCCCUGCUCGCCUCAUGGGAUUCCCCAACUUUGGGAUGUGUCCAUGCAGGCGAACAAAGGCGGAGGCCCGGUGUACCCCAAUAAUUACAUGAACACUUUGGGUCACUGGUACCCCAACCAGCAUGCUCACCAGGAGGGCAUAUCCAGGCAUCAGAUGAUGUGAGUGGAUUUAUCCUGCAGGCCUGAUGCUUUAUUUGAUGGUGCGCAGCCAUCAUCAGGAACUUAUUCAGGAGGUGGCUUUAUGGUGAAUUAUGCGCAUCAUUUGAGAGGACAUUUAUUGACAAACUUUUGCAAGUCACUGAAGAGGACUUUAUUGUGUGUCUGGAUAAAUGCUUUGAAUGCGUGUGCAUGGUUUUAACGGAGAACAAACGUUCUCUGGCUAUUAAGCGAAUCAACAAUUGUUGAAUGAGCCUUAUUAUGACUUUUUGGCUCUUUCGAUGCGUAAAAUGUGCUAUCAGAGUCAAUUUACGCAAGUGGGCCCUCGAAAGGAAUCCCAAUAUGCCUUGUGAAAUGCAAA